Messenger RNA from Exophiala aquamarina CBS 119918, 1695 nucleotides. RefSeq names its product isocitrate lyase. Gene Ontology annotation, cellular component: mitochondrial matrix. NCBI's taxonomy places the organism in Eukaryota, Fungi, Ascomycota, Eurotiomycetes, Chaetothyriales, Herpotrichiellaceae. The coding region runs from base 1 to 1695 and encodes 564 amino acids. Gene Ontology annotation, molecular function: isocitrate lyase activity; methylisocitrate lyase activity. The record is from RefSeq and is a predicted model, not a curated record. The transcript has a single exon.
AUGUCUCGGCCUCUCUCUUCUUUACCAUCUGUCGAGACUCCAGUGUCGACCUCACUGCCUACAGACUCCUUCCAGCUGCUAUCCACCGAAUCAAAGACCGGUGAUGCAGAGGACCUGUUGUUCAACCAGCAGGUAGAGGAUGUGAAGAAGUGGUGGAACUCUCCUCGGUACGAGGGGAUCAAGAGACCCUAUACACCCCAAGAUGUCGUCAGUAAAAGAGGAACAUUACAACAGACCUAUCCGAGUUCCCUUAUGGCUCGGAAACUCUUCAAUCUACUGAAUGAGAGGGCUGCAGAGGGCAAGCCGGUCCACACCAUGGGCGCCAUCGAUCCCGUCCAGAUGACCCAGCAGGCUCCAAACCAAGAGAUUCUCUAUGUCUCUGGCUGGGCAUGCUCUUCCGUCUUGACUACCACAAAUGAAGUCUCCGCCGACUUUGGCGACUAUCCAUAUAACACUGUCCCUAAUCAGGUUCAGAGACUCUUCAAGGCUCAACAAUUACAUGACCGCAAACAUUUCGAUACCAGGCAGAAGCUGAGCCCCGAAGAGAGACAGAAGACUCCUUAUAUUGAUUAUCUACGACCCAUCGUCGCCGACGGUGACACUGGUCAUGGUGGUCUUUCGGCUGUCAUCAAGCUGGCCAAGCUUUUCGCCGAAAAUGGUGCUGCUGCUGUUCAUUUCGAGGAUCAACUGCACGGUGGCAAGAAAUGUGGCCAUCUUGCUGGAAAGGUUCUGGUUCCUGUGGGCGAUCACAUCAAUCGUCUUGUCGCUGCUAGAUUUCAAUGGGACAUGAUGGGUUCGGAAAACCUCGUUAUUGCUCGAACUGAUUCAGAGAGCGGGAAACUACUCUCCAGUGCCAUCGACGUCAGAGACCAUGAAUUCAUUCUUGGUGUAACAGAAGAAACCGAGCCUCUGGCCGAGGUCCUGCAAGAAAUGGAAAUGGCCGGUGCGCCCGGACCGGAAGUGGAUCAAUUCGAGUCUGCUUGGGUUAAGAAGCAUAAGUUGGUCACCUUUGAUGAAGCAGUCGAGGCACACAUCAAGGCGGACGGUGGCGAUGCUUCCCAAUAUCUUGCCAAGACAAAGGCCAAUCCCAAUCUCUCUCUCACUAAACGUCGCACUCUCUCCCAACAGUAUACCAAAUCUCCUGUUGUAUGGUCUUGCGAUAUUCCUCGAACUCGAGAAGGCUUCUACCAUUAUCGUGCUGGUCUUCCCGCCGCCACCAAGCGAGCCAUCGAAUUUGCCCCCUAUGCCGAUCUACUCUGGCUUGAGACAGCAGACCCUAGUGUCCCCAAGGCUGCCGGUUUCGCCAGAGAAAUCCGCGAACAGUACCCGGGCAAGAAGUUGGUCUACAAUCUUAGCCCAUCUUUCAAUUGGAUGGGUCAAGGUUUCGAUGAUGCCUCCCUGAAAUCUUUUGUCUGGGACCUCGCCAAGGAAGGCUUCGUUCUUCAACUUAUUUCCCUCGCCGGCCUUCAUUCGACUGCAGCCAUCAGUGCAGAAUUGUCACGAGGCUUCAAGGAAGACGGCAUGCUCGCAUAUGUCAAUCUUGUGCAGAGUCGCGAGAAGAAGCUCGGUGUCGAUGUGCUAACUCACCAGAAAUGGAGCGGUGCUGCAUAUAUCGAUGGCAUCAUCGGUGCUAUUCAGAGUGGCAGCAGUGGCAGUAAGAGCAUGGGCGACGGAAACACUGAGAAAGGCUUCUAG